AUGAUAAUGAUUAUUCAAUGUUUUUCUUUUCCACUAAAUAACCCAAUCAUUAAGAAGGGAUUAGGAAUGAUUGGAGUUAAAAUAUUUGAUCCAUCAUCAUUAGGUGGUGUUGGUGGAUUAAUGGGAAAAAAAGGAGGAAUGGCAAAUUUUGGAAUGGAACAACCAAUGGCAAGAGUUGGAUCAGAAGGUUCUGUUCUUCCAAAAGAGGCAAUUUUAAAAGCGAUUGAAGAAACACAACGAAUUUUUACAUUAGCACUUGAUAUAUGUUUUUAUGGACCUUAUGGUAUUCCAGUUAAGACUCCAAUUAUAGCUCCAGUUGUUUCGUUAUUUAAUUUUCCACUUCCUGUAAUGACUGUUUAUAGACAAAUAGAGCUUUUUAGAAAAAAAUAUACUGCGGAAGAAUAUCUACAAAUAGCUGGUAUGGCAACUCAAGGAUAUAUUGUUUCAAGGAAUCUUAAUUUAAGACAUAGAGUUGAUUUAGGGACAUGGAAGGAUACAAAUCCUGGAUUUUCAUUUUAA
This is a messenger RNA of Entamoeba nuttalli P19, 519 nucleotides long. RefSeq lists its product as hypothetical. The transcript has a single exon. The record is from RefSeq and is a predicted model, not a curated record. The coding region runs from base 1 to 519 and encodes 172 amino acids. NCBI's taxonomy places the organism in Eukaryota, Evosea, Mastigamoebida, Endamoebidae.